Molecule: messenger RNA, 798 nt
Organism: Botrytis porri
Lineage: Eukaryota; Fungi; Ascomycota; Leotiomycetes; Helotiales; Sclerotiniaceae
Exons: 2
Coding region: 1-798 (265 amino acids)
Source: RefSeq, a predicted model, not a curated record
AUGAUGGUCAAUGAAAACUUCACGGAAAGUUCUUCUCAUUUGACUCACGUCACACAAGGUCGUGCCAAUCCUCUAAAUUCAGAUAAUACUGAGAAAGUCACAUUGGCUACCAAAUCUCAAAGAAAGGAUCGAGAAUGCAGGACAUCAGUCUCAAGAUAUGAAAACAACCCUCCGGCUUUAGAAUUCCAUGGGAAAAGCAACAAACUCUUGAAACCCGAAUGGAAACAGGACCACGAAAGGGCUGCAUACGAAGCUGAAACUGUUCCACGCUUCAUAGCUUCUCGCAAAGAUUGUCAAUACGAAAUCAAGUCUAGAGUAGCCCCAGACCUGCAUUGGCAGGCAUUCCAGAGAGAAAAUCGCGUCCGAUUGCCGCCCAAAUGGAAAAUAAAAUAUCCUCAGUACACUUAUAAAGCGGGAGCAUCACCACGCCACAGGAACUCUUACACUGGAGCAUCAUCUAAGCCGCCACGCACAUCUGUAUUGUAUACACAGAAUUGGUUGAUGGAUCAAUACGUCAAGGAUAAUACCGAAGAUCUGAAGGACAUGGAUCAAAUUUGUGCAAGCUGGGUUGCCUCUCAACGUGCUGGUGAUAACCCAUACUGCGCAAAAGUUACGGUGGGAGACCCAAGACUACUAGACUACUCAUCUAGGCGUCUGCAAUUGCGAAGGGAGAGAGAGAAGAAAUGGCACCAUAUGCAGAGAACAAAAGAAAGACAAGGGAAGUCUGAGAAACUGUCAAUGAUUGAGGAUGAAAUUGAAGAGCUCACUCUUAGAGUUGGCCGGCAUCAGUUUUCCUGA